GGCAGCAUUUGUCAAUAUAUUCAUACUGUUCACCUACUGCAAUUGCUAUUUUGACAUUGCCACAAACUAUUCAGUCAACACUGUAUCUGACGCCCAUGGAAUUGCAAUGAUGAAUACCACUUACAUCGAAGGUGAUGAUCCAUCAGGACAUGACAAUGGUGACAUGCACCCAAUUCUUGGCAAUUACCAUCUCCCUGUGGAGAUAGAAAAUUCGCGGAAGCAAUCAGGAAUGCAUAAUCUCUCUCGAGAAGGUUGGGGUGAAGAGAAGUGUCGUAAUUAUUUAAUCCGACUUUGUUCAGAUGUGCCCAGAAAUUUUCCAUAUAAGGAUGGAUUGCGCAUAUUGCAUCCUCGACUUCAAGAGAGAUUUGGCGAUGAGAAUGUUGACUUGGCCCUGGGAGUCUUGGAGGAACUGAUCGAAGUGGAAGAGCCGCCGCCAUUUCCAGCUUCUGUUUUCCAAAGAUGGAAGCAUGAACAUCUUCGUAGAAAGGAAGACUUCACAAAUCCACAUGCUCCGCACACAGCAACAAUACAAGCACCAGUCGUGCCUACCAAAGCACUUGUUGCGUACAGAGAAGAGCAGGCACGAAGACAAUUCGCUCAGCCACAAAUAAGUCCUAGUGCUAUCCCAUACUGCGAGUCGUGCAACUCGAAUAUUGCGCACCAGCCUAGUUGGAAGAUUGACCAUAGCGUAUUUGUCUCAGUAGGGGGAAAGCCGGCAACUUUGGCAUAUUGCCCAACACCCGAAGAGCUUCACAAGGGAAUGUGGGAUCCUGAAUAUGGCCGUGCGGGCGUUUGUGUGCGGCCGAAUACUGCUCAAACAAGUCCGCCUGGCUCGGCAAUGGAACCCAUUGGGACAACUGCACCAUCUUCGAAAUAUUCCACUCCUACUCGAUCUUUCAUGAAUAGUGCGAAGAGAGAGCUAGGGCACAGGGUGAUGAGUGCUCUCUCAGAGACCAGAGAAACUUUUAGCAACGUCGCUUCUGACCGAGUAGAGUUGUUAGAUAUCGAAAGGUGCGAGAAGAUUCCCCGCGAUAGGGUAUCUACCAGCUCCGAGACUUCCAGAAAGAUUAGCGGGCGAAGCGAAGUUCGCAAAGUCUCUAAGAUAAUGAACGUCAACCUACCACCAGGCCGCGAGAUCCCAAACGCCAAUUUUGCGAGAAAAAACGAAUUGAUUUUGAGCGGGCCGUCAAGUCUGGAUUAUCUUCUCAGUUCUCGUCAGCCCACUCUUGAUGAGGUUGUCAAUAAAAUGUUGGAAUCGAAGACAACAUGUCCUGCUAAAGCCACCUCAAACAUCGAUAUUAAUGCUACUUUAUCCAGUGAAGACGCCAACCCACUCCGUUCUUACUUGAGUACCUCCUAUAGCCUUCCAGCCAGUCCCAGUGAUUUCUUCGACGGCGGGCUUGACUAUAAGUGGGACACUCCAGACCCUGUUGAGAGCACAGAGAACGAAGUGUCCAAUACGUACUCCGUUCCAGGAGUUGAUGAAGCGCUAGAGUCAACUCGUCUCACACAGGGAGAUAGUCUCAACAUCACAGACGAUUUCCAGGUUGAGAAUGCAUACCAUGCGCAUACGACUGACUGUGUUGAAAACAUCAAGGCAAGCAAAUUCUCGAUCUUGGACAGCUAUAACACGAAUCUACUUGAAAACAAAGAACAAGAAGUGCUGUAUCCUACGGUUUAUGUCCCUCCUCCGAAGAGAGACAUUUUGAAGAUGAGAAACCCAGCAGUAACUUCAAAGAAUGCGGUUCCUCAGGAGAGUUCAGCGCCAAGCUCUGUGCCCUACCAAGAAGAGCAUGAACACGAAGAUCGCAAUAGCUACGAUGGUACAUGCCAGUCCUGGGAAUGCCGAUACAAACAAGAAUACCGAAAAUCUUCUGGGAAUCUUGUGAAGUGGAAUGAGCCAUCUUCGGAGUAUGAUGAAGAAUCUGAAGAGUCUGAAGAUUCUCGUCUAUCACCGGAUGUCUACAGUCCCCCAUCGUCCCUCGAUCCCCUUAACAGGUAUAAGCGCUUUCCACGCAGCACCAAACAACCUUCACGAAAAGCAAGUAACGUUUCGUCUAACUCUGGGGUCGAUUAUCUCGACAGUUACAACGCUGAAACUGCAACAGCCCAGAACAUGACGUUCCCAAAAGUGGAGAAUUUCGAAGCGACUGUCCCUGAAUUAUCCAAGUCGCAAUCAUCUACCUCACUAGGGGGGAUAGAUAUUGCACCACCAGGUCGAUUAUCUGAGCGUUCAUACCUUUCAAAAAUUCAGGUUUCGACAAGAGAUGAAUCUUCUGCCGCUUUUGGUGCACAAAAGGCGGACAGCCCAACAAGUUCAAUUCCCUUGACAACCGAGUUUCUGCUGAGUUUAAGUUCACAAACGACUGCAAACGAAUUCAACUUUGCGAAAAAACGCUUGAAUAAUUCAUAUUCCUUGGAAUCUUUGAACGAAUCGUCUUCAUCUAUAGUUGCGUUCGAACUAGUUCGAAAGCAAGACAUGAAUCUCGACGGUGCAGCCGAUGUCUGUUUACCAAAACAAAACAAGAGGGCCAAACAAGCGACUCGCGACAAUAGACCUAAUAACCACGCUGGCAGUUCACUUUACAAUGAGAACAAUAUAAGCGAUGCGGCGAAAAGAUUCUUGAUGGAACUCAAUCAAGGCCGUCUCCCUACCUUACAAUCCCCAACAAUUUGCCCUCCGCAACCUUUGUAUAUCUGCAAGCAGCCGAGUCAAGUUCAGAUUAAGCAAGAAAUUGAACCUAAAGAUAACAACUGCAACUUAGAGCAAACCCGAUAUCCGCCUCGCUCAUCUUCCAUUCCAAAACGUGAGUGUUUGGGAUUAAUUGAGCAGGCCACACCAUUUCUAGUCGACGAAGACAUUGCAGCCCGCAAGCCAAACAGUCGCAGCAUAAAGAAUUUCGACAUGUUAAAGGAUCAACCAAGCACGCCUGAUACUCCUGCUCGCUCAACUGUUUCUGAAAUCAAGCAAUACUACUUCUCUGACACUUCUGCCACUACCUCUGGUGGUUUGUUUGGCGAUUUUAUUCCGAUUGGAUCUCCCGGAUCUGUUUAUUCUCCUCAACCACAACAGCCAUUGCACUCGAUGCCUGCUUAUAGUUCUUCGUACGGCCGCAAGGCUGAAAAUUUCAGAAACCCAUACACGUUCGAGCCAGAGACCCCGCUGGUUAUGGACGAGUCGCGCCAGACCACAAUGACCGACUUCAUGCACAUUGAUGAUAAUGUCAGACCUGCCUCGUCACCAAGUCUCGGCCAUGUUAAAAACUCACGGUCGGUUGGCCAUGCCGCAAAUAGCAAGAAUCUUUUGGUGGCGCCCCACCACUCAAGUCAUGGUCAUGGCCAUGGUCUCCAACGUAGCGACACAUCCCCAAGCAUCACACCGUUGCAAUUUGCAGCACGCGAAGACUCUCCUGCUUCUGAUAAUCGAGCCUAUCAUGCCGGUGUCGAAUCUAUCUCACCAAUCCUUCAAAACGCUUUUCCCACUCGAAGUGUACCUAAUCGCGGUCGAGCUGCUACUGUUGAACUGUCUCGACUUCCUGUCGACAAAGGUGCCAGAGACCAGAUUCCACAGCCAUCAGGCUCACCGGCUUAUCAAGCUGCGCGGGAUUACCAACGAUCAUCGCGGUCCCCAGUUCGUAUGCCAUCUACCGAACAUUACAAGCAGUUUUCACGCUCAUUUGAUGAAGACGUACCGGAUGGCAGAGGUCGUUCUGCAACAUAUACCCCAGCCCGAAAGGAGGUAAAAUCAAAUGAAAGCAAUGAGUCUUACUCAAGCACUGCUUCGACUACAAUCAAUCGUCAGAUGACUCGAUCUCCCAUAAAGAAUUUGGUCGACGUAGCUGAAAAUGACGAGCCCGAUUUUCACGGCCAGGAUCUGCUUCCGAUUUCUCCCAAGAAGAGAUCGCGAUCGCCAAUGAAGAGAAUGUUUGGGGAGCAUGGCUGGCUUGGCUCAUCUGCAAAUGAGGCGUUACCCAGUGUUUUGAAUGCAAAAUCGACCCAGAAGGCGGAUAGACCCAAGAAGCCUGGAAUGAUGGAAAAGAUCAAAAAUAGAAUCGAGGGCUUCGCUGAAAAGGCCGACAUGAAAUUUGACAAGAAUAGAAUAUCAGUUUUGUCUAUCUCCAUCAAUCCGUAUGAGCAGGCCAGAUAUUUGGUUGAACUGGAACUUAUGAUAGUUCACACAGCCAAUACCUUUCUCAUGAUACAAUUCAGCCAAGGUCGCAUGUCUAUCGAUAGCAUCAAGAAGACUGUGGACACGUGGAAAAACAAGGGACGUCCUGCUGUAGUCGAAUUUAUGUAUGACCAAGGUACUCAGCGGGAUCUCGUCACUGCCAAUCAGUAUAACUUUCGAUUCCAUGGCAAUCGACUAGGUGAUUGUGUUCGCAUCUCAUCUAUGCUUUACAAUUGGAAACAGGUGGCAUCUCUCAUGUCUAUCCGCACCUUCUGCAAUGCAGAUACUGUUCUCUUGAAGCUGGUGUUUGAUGUAGAGCAGAUAUUAGAGCUCAUUGGUGGUUCAGAACAAAUUAUGUUUCGUCUCCAGCAUCUUCGACUGUCAAUCAACGAGGCGAUUCGCAUUGCCAAAGCUGAGAGGACUACUUCACGAAAUGGCCAUGAGAAGCAGCGGGAACCACAAUUGUCGUCAAGCAUUUUGCACAGUGAUCCAUAUGAAGGCAUGAAGCUCGUUCCGGAACCUUACGCCAAUUAGAUAAUUUGACCAAUCUGCACACGUGUAUGUGUUUUAUGUAUGUAUUUUCGCCGUCAUUCGACUGAUUUAUAUCGACUUUGAACUCACUCAAACCCA
Messenger RNA from Botrytis cinerea B05.10, 4798 nucleotides. RefSeq lists its product as hypothetical. The transcript is spliced from 6 exons. The record is from RefSeq and is a predicted model, not a curated record. Lineage: Eukaryota; Fungi; Ascomycota; Leotiomycetes; Helotiales; Sclerotiniaceae. Bases 107 to 4702 code for a protein of 1531 amino acids.